Suncus etruscus (white-toothed pygmy shrew) is the source of this 481-nucleotide messenger RNA. Its product is annotated as protein BRAWNIN. Gene Ontology annotation, biological process: mitochondrial respiratory chain complex III assembly. The record is from RefSeq and is a predicted model, not a curated record. Gene Ontology annotation, cellular component: mitochondrion. NCBI's taxonomy places the organism in Eukaryota, Metazoa, Chordata, Mammalia, Eulipotyphla, Soricidae.
GCUCCUCGGCGCCGCCACCAUGCCCGCGGGCGUGCCCUGGGCCACUUACGCCAAGAUGCUGGCGUCCAGCCUGCUGGCCAUGUGCGCCGGCGCCGAACCGUGCAACCGCUACUACCGGCCCGACCUGACAAUACCAGAAAUUCCACCGAAGCCUGGAGAACUUAAAACGGAGCUUUUGAGACUGAAAGAGAGACAACUUGAAUCUCAGAUUUCACAGCACUGAACAUCGGAACACUGUGAAUAGUAGUAUUUCACAUUUUGAACAAGUGUUUAAAACAUUCAUGAAGCCAAACAAUUUGCCUAAUACUAUGGUAACUGCAAGCGAAGGUGCUUAUACUUAGUAGUUUCAUGCAAAUCUCCGAGGCUUAAAUCAGCAUGGUUGUAGUUUAUAAAUAAUCUUGAAUGUGAGAUAGAAUCAUUCUGGUUUUAUUGUUUUUAAAUAAAAGAAAAAUGACAAUAUAAUAAAAACAAUUUGGAUGAC